Messenger RNA from Phlebotomus papatasi, 3792 nucleotides. RefSeq lists its product as uncharacterized. The transcript has 6 exons. Lineage: Eukaryota; Metazoa; Arthropoda; Insecta; Diptera; Psychodidae. The coding region runs from base 922 to 2997 and encodes 691 amino acids. Gene Ontology annotation, molecular function: protein binding. The record is from RefSeq and is a predicted model, not a curated record.
GUCAGUACGUUGUGAGCAUUCACACUGUUAACAUCUGUCUCUUUUUCCCUCUAUCUCCGGUUAUUCUCACCUUUGAAGGAAAAUAAAAGACAUUAAAUACAGUGUUAUGAAAUUGAUUAUAUCUUCUGAGGCUGUGAAAAUUCUCUCUGAGAUUUUUCCUACCAAAUAAUCUCAUCGAGAAUUGCAAGAUUCAGUAGAGUGCUUAUGAAGAAAAAAACGUUAAUCUGAAAAAGAAAUUUUAAGAGCUGACUGCAAAAAUUUCCUCAUAAUCCAAAGUGAAGUUAGAGAAGAAAUUGCAAAGUCUUAUGAGAAUUAACUCUCCAUAAAUACUUUUUUUUUGUGCAAUCAAAUAAUUGCUAUUUUAUUAUCCACCUCAAUCACAAAAUUGUUAAAUGUAGUGAGUGGCUUUUAUUGUUAUUAUUUUAUACACAUUUACAAUCCAUUUCCACUUUGGUUGUGUGUUAAGUGCAAAAGAGUUCAAUUCCAUUCAUUACAGCGCAAAGUCAGGUGAAAUUGUGCGAAGUUUUUCAUCUCUAACACAAUAAUAUCUAACAAUAUAUAAUAAUAAAAAAGAGAGAAGACGCGCAAAAUAGCCAACAAAAAAAUCUACAAUACAUAGGCAAUAUAAAAAAAAAAUAAUUUGGAAUAAAACUAGGCUAAAUGGUGCUACCAAUAUCACUCGGCAACAUUCAAUAAAAUAUAAAUAACAACGAGUUGAAUAAAAUAAUCGAGUUUGAUGAAGUUUUUUCCCCAACUUUUCCAACUCGUUUUCCAGCAGUUGAAAAACUUUUCAAACAUCAUCGUCUUAUCAUCAAACAGUUCGUGCUGAAAACUUUAGGAAGGUGCACUAAGGAGGCAAUUGAGGGACAUUUGAGAACACAAAAUCACUUUGGACAGCACUUGGACACGAAGGUGGAGAGAAUGAGAUGCAAUUCCGGAUUCCUCAGGUGGCCGCCACUUUUAGUCAUCAUUGGAUCAUGCCUCUACCUGCUCUUGACAUUCAACACAGUAAAUUCCAGUCCACUUCAUCAGAGACAUGCACGUAUGAUAAGGGAGCAGGAGAAUGAGCCAAUUAUCAAUCUCCAAAAUGGAUCAGUCGAAUAUCAAUACGUUGCGAAGGAGAGUGCAGAAAAGUGUCUUUUGGAUGGAGUUCUGGUGCCAAAAAGUCAUGCCACGUGCGAUUCAAAACCCGGUUGUCGUGUGAUUCAGAAGACCGGCGAAUGUUGCCCAGAAUUUCAGUGUCAAUGCGAACGAGACGGUAAAAUUUAUGCCACCGGCGAGAAGCUCGUUGAUCCAGAAACACCUUGUCGAGUAUGCUACUGUCAAGGUGGUGAAUUUAUUUGCAACAAUGUUACUUGCUACAUUAGAAAUGACUGCGAACCAAAGUACAUCGCUGGAAGAUGUUGCCCGGAGUAUGACAAUUGUCCACCUCUUGAGAACGUUAAAGUUGGUCCAACUGAAAUGCAAUUGGUCACAUCUCCUGUGGAUACAGCAACCACCCAAACUCUGGACAAUAAAGAUGCAAGUACAACAGUACGCUCCACGAUCCUCUAUCCUCUGCCCAACAAUAAUCAACUUGGGAUAAAAAUCAAAGAAAUCACCAAGGUGGAAGAGAUUAGAAUAACGAAUCCGCCCAAGAUUGAUUCGCUUCCCACAGCUAAGACUCACAUGAGCACAGACACCACAGCCGAGACACCUCGUUCCACAACUCCCGCAAUUUUUCCAGUGGCGUCGACCGAGGGCAGCGGAGUGAACAAACUGGAGGAUAUUGAGAUGGAGCAGGAAGAAUCCACCAGGGAUACGAACAAGAGUGUCCGACAGACUGUGACUGAGGAGAAUCUUGUGGUGAAGGCACCAGAGGAUGUCAAUAUGACUGAAAUAUCCACGACUGAAGAUGACCUAGAGAAUUUCCAGUCCAGUACUCAGCCGACUGAUGCAAAAUUGUAUCCGGCUGUUGUGCAGAUGGGAGAUAGGGUGGUGAUUGUGGAUCACAAUGGAAAGAACAAGCCCAUUACAAUUGUAGGAGUUGAGGGAUUGCAAUUGGGAGGAGAGGAUCUCGAUCACAUUGAGAUGUCCUCAACUGCAGGUACUCCAAGUACAAGUGAUUGGUCUGUGGCUUCAGCGGAUGAUUCUACAAAUGAAAUUUUCGAGGUGGAUUCAUCCAGUGGGACAACAGAGAUGCCGUAUGUUGAGCAGGAACGCUACGAAGAGGAGCAGGAUCAUCAGGGUGCAUCUAGCAGCAAUGUAUUCCUCAUAGCUUCGACGCCGAUUGUGGAGAGUUCAGGAGAACUUCUUGUGCUCAAUGGAACGUUCAACGAUGAGGAAAAUGACACGCUCUACGACACAACAAUCUACAGUCCGGAUGGUGGUUCUAAUGAGACGGAAACCUUCGAUACAACUUAUUUCCGGGAUGAGGAAUCUACGGAAAAUGACACAACGGAGAACUGGCUCAAUGCCAGGGGAUUCUCGGCCACGAGUGAGGAAGACACGGUGAGUACUUCGCCGGCUUUUGAGGAGAGUGUCAGUCAUCCGGACACAUACAUUGAGGAAGACGAACUGGCCAACCAUGAACUCAUUAAUCCAGAAUAUCCUCCUCUGCCUGAGGAUGUUAGUCUCUAUGGCAGGGAACAUGGAUCAGCUCCCUUUGCUGAUGACGAAAUGGAACAAUCCCGGACGCAUCAUGAGCCAAUUGAAAAAUCCCUAGAUGUCUCGACUGAGAAGAUUUCCAUGGCUGUGGAAAAGUCAGAAAAUGCCACGGCAGAGGAUGAAAAAAAUCCCGAGACUUCCUCUCAAAAUCCUGAUGAGAAAGUGAUGAUCAUUGAAGAGGAAAUGUCCUCACCAGAAUCCCUUAUGAUACCCCCACAUAAUCCUAAAGACGAUGCUGAGAGUCUCAAAUACCAACAGAUCCCAGUGGAUACAUCCCUACAAGUCGAGGACAAUCGUUCCUCAUCCUCUCCAGACUCCUCAGAGCCCAGAAGAGUUAAGAAAUAUUUGUAGUGAAUUAUCUCUCACAGAGAGAUCCACAGAAAAUCCCCUUUAGAUUGUAUUAAUUUAAUCUCCCAAGAUUUUAUUUAAUUAAUUAUGAUUUUUCUUUAUUUUUCUUUGAUAACAAAAACUGUUCCAAUAGGAAUUGAAAAAAAAGUUACAAGAAGAAAAAGAGAGAAAAGAACUUGAGAGUGCCAGAUUAUAUUUGUAGUUGAAAAAUUAUUAAUAAUUUUUUCACUACAAAUCUUUGUAAUUGUAAUCUAUUGAAUUUUUCUUAAGUAUUACAUUAAAUUGUUGAGAGGAAGAUCUAUUUAAAAAAAACCUUAAGGUGGAAACACAUUGACAUAGAAUUUUUAUCAUAGCGAAGUUCAUUGGGCAUACAGUAGACUCUUUCUCAAUUGGGCAUUUGGGGCAAAAUGUCAUCCGGUUUAUCGAUGGAUUUGGGCGUCAAACCCCUUGUAAAUUCCACAAAAAGCGCUCAAUUAUAAAGAAUCACGAUAAAAUAGGAAGAAUUACAGCGAAUUUGAGCAAAUUAGCUUCAUAAUUAAACGUGAAAAUUGUCAACAAAAUUUUUCGCCCCAUUGAAAAAGAUCCGAUUGUGCGAGAGUGUACCGUAAUCCUAUUGAAGCUCUUAUUGUGCUUAACCUAGUCACAGGACGACAUGAAGUGGAUAAAUUUCUCGACAAAAAGCUAAAUUAGCUUUGGCCAAGAAGAAAUCUUAAAAUAUGGGGUUAUGUUGUACCUAACCUUAACAAAGAAAAGGAAUAUUUUAGGUUAUAAAAAUUCUCCAAGCCUCAAGUAGAAAAA